Messenger RNA from Rotaria sp. Silwood1, 1521 nucleotides. Lineage: Eukaryota; Metazoa; Rotifera; Eurotatoria; Philodinida; Philodinidae. The record is from the annotation of a GenBank genome assembly.
AUGGAUUUAUCAUCUUCAAGAAUUUUAACAACAUCAUCAAUUGCAAAUACAUCAUCAGGUGCUAUUAUAAUACCUGCUGUUAAAAAUUCUUCAUCAUUAAAUAAAAAUGCCUUGAAUCCAAUGCGUAUUGGUGAUGCAGCUUUACAAAAAAUGCGUACUAUAACAACAACACCACCAAUAACAUCAUCAUCAAAUGAUUCAACCGAUCAACAACCAGCUGUUUUUAUAAUGAAUAAUACUAAAACUGAACCUCAACAACCACGAACAAUAACUGUUAAUCGUCUUUUAUUUUCAAAUAAUAAUCAUCAUAAUACAAAUAUAACUAAUCCAACAUCAACAACAAUUAUAAAUGGACAAAAUGGUAUUAAUUUAGCAACACUUGUUAAUAGUUUAAAUACAUUAAAUCAAAUGGCAUUAUUACAAUCAACAAAUAAUUCAACAACAACAACACAGAAUAGUAUUGCUAAACUUCUUGAAACACCUAUUCUAUCAACAACAAAUGUUAUUCAACAACCGCAAACAACAAUUGUACCAUCUAUUAAUAAUCAUAUUUCGUCAUCAAAUAAAGAAAAUGAAAAUACUCCUUCACCACGUAUAACAAAUGUACGUUCAACAUCUGUUUUACCAACAUCCAUACAAUCAUCCUCUGCAACAACACCAACAAUACAAAAUGAUGCAUUUUUUGCUAAAACAAAAGUGUUAGUUGAACUUUUAACAUCACCAAGUACACAACCACCAUCAUGUUUUGGUUCAUCAUUAAUUGAACCUGAAACUCAAACACCAUAUUCAGAUGCAACACGUACACGAUCAAAAAAACGUAUUAAUCGUAUUAAACGACCAAUGAAUGCAUUUAUGGUUUUUUCACAAUUGGAACGUCGUAAAAUUGUACAAUUAGCACCUGAUAUGCAUAAUGCUGAAAUAUCAAAAUAUUUAGGUGCAAGAUGGAAACGUUUAUCUGAAAUUGAACGCCGUCCAUUUAUUGAUGAAGCUGAAAGAUUAAAAAUGUUACAUUUACGUGAAUAUCCCGAUUAUAAAUAUAAACCACGUAAACGUGCUAAAAAAGGUUCAACACCACCAAGAAAUUCAACUAAUCCACAUACAUCAUCAUCAAUGGAUACAACAGAUACAUCAUCCGAUGAUUGUACAUCGAAAACAACAAUUUUACCUGGUAUUAAUCGUUUAGAUGAAAAUCUUUCAACAUCAAUUGAAAAUGAUUUUGAUGAAAAUUCAUCAUCAGCAUUACUUACAAAUACACUUGCUUCAUUGAUUGAUCCAAAAUUAGGUUUAUUUUCAACAAAUGCAAAUUUUGAUGAUCCAUCAUUUUUUACAUCAUCACAAAUAGCAACAGGUACAUCAUCAUCAUCAUCAUCAUCAUCACAACAAAUUGAUCCACUUUUACUUGAUGCACUUGCAUCAGCUGAUCCUCAAACACAAGAAGCUUUUUUUAAUCAAUUACAAAUGCUUGGUGAUUUUAAAUUAUGGGCUGAUCUUGAUUUAUCAAAUAGCGAUCCAACUUUAUAA